Messenger RNA from Ambispora gerdemannii, 1638 nucleotides. The record is from the annotation of a GenBank genome assembly. Lineage: Eukaryota; Fungi; Glomeromycota; Glomeromycetes; Archaeosporales; Ambisporaceae.
AUGGAACCAAUUAUUAUCAAAAGUUCACAAAUUUCUAUCUCGCCCCAAAAACUGAAUUUGGUGGCCGGAAUAAUCCGCAAAAAAGAGUUAGACUACUCGUUAAAAUUACUGGAAUUUUUGCCAAAAAAAGGUGGUCGAAUACUUUAUAAAAUAUUAGCCGGGGCCGCUAAAAGUUUAGAAAAAAACAAAGAGGAGACAACCAAUUACUAUCUUGACAAAAUCGAAGUAAAUCGUGGCAAAAUACAAAAAAAGGUAAUCUAUCGGGCUAAGGAAAUCAGUUUAGUGCUGGGCGAGGAUAAUACCAAAAUAAAUUCAGUAAUGAAAGGCAUUUACCAAAUAAUUAAUGAUGAUAAAGUUGCCGUUAAAAUAAACCUAAUUGAAGUAAAAAGAAUUUAUUCUCAUGCUCAAUCAAUCGCUAACUUAAUUGCUGGUCAGUUGAAAAAACGAAUGCGCUCUCGUAUGGUUAUAAAAACCUUACUAACAAAAUUGUCCGCUGAAAGAGACGUGAAAGGAGUAAAAAUUGAAGUUAGUGGUCGCCUAGACGAAUCAGAUAUUGCCCAAACUAAAAAAAUCGUGCAAGGAAAAAUGCCACUCAGUACUAUCGAUAGCAACAUUGAUGUUGGAAGAACCGAAGUAGCGACUAGUUAUGGAAAAAUUGGUCAUGUGAAGGGAAACAGUAAAAUUAAUUAUGGAGAAUUUGGCUUGCAAGCCCAAGAAGGAGCCUAUAUUAGCAAUCGAGUAAUCGAAGCAAGCCGAAAACCUCUAGAAGUGAGAAUGGGUUCCGGCAAAGGUUCUGUGGAAAGACUACCAAAAAGCACUUCCUAUGAAGUUCUAAAAAGAGCUAGUUAUAAAUUACCUAUUCGCUGCAAAAGUAAGAAAAAAAUUCAGGCUCAUAAUGAAGAAUACGAAUUGCAAUUAGGCGAUAAAGUGAUAAUUAAAAGCAGUCGUCCUUAUUCAGCAACCAAAAGAUUUUUAGUAAUCAAAAAGGAAGAAAAAGAGGGAGUUGAUUUUGAGGAAGUUAUUAUCAAAGAUAAGAAUUGUAAAGUUGGACACUUUAAAAUUAUUUCUUCUCGUUUAAAGGAAUUUUGCCGAAGUAGAUUUAAUUUUCCACUUGGUGUUGACGAUUAUUUGGAUUAUACCAAGGAAGGAGAAGACCAUGAGAAUAUUUCUUCUCUUCUCAGAAACAAUUUGAGGAAUGAAGAAAAAAAAACCCCGACAAUCGUUGAGAUAGUCCGGAGGAAAAAAAUCCUGAAAAUUGUUCGGUUUGCGGAUGGAUAUUCAAUGAAACUUUCCAAGCCUUUUGCCCUCGCUCAUUUUCACCCCGAAUGUGCGAAAAAAUACCAUUUUUCUAAUAAUGCUGCUCAACCAGUUUCUCCCGCAACAAAAAAAAAAAUCUUGCGAAACCUUGAUAAAAUAAGUUUCGAUCAAGCGGGACAUUUGGCUAAUGCAGAAUUAUUAAAAAAUCCUCAUUACUAUGGAACUACUAGAAAAAGAGAAUUGGGAAUUUAUCUUUAUCAAACAAAAAUAGAGGAUGAGGAAAUAAAUUUACUGAAAUUCGAUAGAGAGGAAAACAAAAAAGAUUAUUUAGAAAUUAGAAACGCAAUAGUUAACAAUAUUAAACAAAAUAUUUUGGACUGA